CGCAUGCGUGUGUUGUGGGGACAGAGUUGCCAGUGGGAGUAAGAGAAAGAAGGAUAUAGACGGAGGAACGAGAAGAAGGGCUGAGAGGAAGAAGGAUAAACGGCUGAGGCACCACCUCCAGCCACUACGCUACCAGCUGCCCCGUUUGACUGCACACGGAGACAUGAUGCUGGUGUGUUUUCGGACAUCUCUCUCCCCUGUGUCUACCGUAAUGGCCUCGCCGACCUCGGACCUGGACAACGGUUUGGACUUAACCCCACCCACUCUGGCUGUGAACAUCUGCGGUUAAAGAAAAAUCUUUUGAAUCUGAUUCCCCUCCACCCACUCGCCGCUGGCAGUGCUUUUUGCCGUGUUCUGUGAAACGCUGCUUUUUGGGAAGAGGAUUAAAAAUGGAGAGGACUGCUGGACGCUGAUGUUGAGAGGCGCGGGUGGGAAGCCACUGGCGCUGGUAGACUGAUGGAGGACGCGGCAAGAAAGGAUCUGUUGCAUUUUUUCUAGUCUUUGUACCUGUUUAUAGCCAUUUGUCAUCACUUUGGGCUUAUAGCCUAAAAAAUCCAUCUUUAUUAGCCAAGAACACAGAGAGGAUUUGGCUGCCAUCAAAAGAAGUGGGAGUUGACUGGUUGAUCUCGGCUUCCUGGAAACUCUUGCUCCCCUUUCUCCUUCUGCUUCUGAAUGGUUGCCAUAGAGAUCACUACAGUAGCCUGGUGGUCUCAGUGAUGGGGAGCACUCCAGGUUCGGUGAAGGGGAAGGGGGGGGGGGCCUUAAGGGGACUCAGGUGUAUGCCAUGGAAGAUGAACAAGCUGAAAAGCAGCAAGGCCGUGGCUGGGCGCGCAGAAGCUGAGGUAGAGUCAGCUUCGGGACAGUCGCCCUCCACACCGCUCGUGCCACCCAUCUACCACGAGAAACAGCGACGGGAGCUGUGUGCCCUACAUGCGCUCAACAACGUAUUCCAGGACGGUGGCGCUUUCAGCAGGGACACGCUGCAGGACAUCUUCCAGAGGCUCUCUCCCAGCACUUUGGUGACCCCACACAAAAAGAAUGUGCUCAGCAAUGGCAACUAUGACGUGAACGUCAUCAUGGCUGCCCUCCAGACGCGAGGUUUUGAGGCUGUGUGGUGGGACAAGCGGAGGGAUGUUUGCAGCAUUGCCCUGGGCAAUGUGACUGGCUUCAUCUUGAAUGUGCCCUCGAACCUGCGCUGGGGACCCCUUCGCCUCCCCCUCAAGCGCCAGCAUUGGAUCGGCGUACGGGAGGUGGGCGAUAUUUACUACAACCUGGACUCCAAAUUGCGCAGCCCCCACCCCAUUGGCCCCCCCGAAGAGCUCAGGAAAUUCUUACGGCAACAGCUACGAGGGAAGAACUGUGAACUCCUGUUGGUUGUGCCAGAAGAGGUUGAGGCUCAGCAGACGUGGAAGACCGAUACCUGUUGACUGUCUCUGGAGCGACAAGCCAAACACCUUGAGGGCUCACAGUGAGGAGGGCCUGGACCUUGGAUAACCCACAGGAGGUGGAUUGUCUUUCUACCCAGGUUCCCUUCCCUACUGGAGGCUGGUUAGCGAGGUGGAGACCAGGGAAAGGUGUGCAAAAGACUUAAUUGCGAAGCUCCACAUCUUUGAGUCUGCAUCAUAUGUCUAUGAUCAUAUUUGGUAUUUGGAAGCAUUUUUGGUUUCGUUUCAAACUUGUCAUUUGUUUAAAAGUGAGAAUCUGAUGACGUGUCUCUGUGAAGACAGCUGUCUGCUGCACUCACAUAUUACUUUAAAGCUACUUGCCUUCCUCCUUUUCUCUCCAUGUCUUUUCCCCUUUAUUCACAUCUCUGCUUUUUCUCAUCUCAUGCUUUCAUUCACUCACUUGGUCUCUGUGUGCCAUGUUUCAGAACCUUGCUGUCUUAAAUGACUGUCCAGUAUCACUGUGUUUGUGUCAUCUUAAUGUGUAACAUAUAUUUACUGUAAAGGUGCUGCAGAUCUCCGGCAAUGGCAGUGCUUCCCCUGGACAAAAACACAUCUGCUGUUAUCAUGCAGAAACAGAUCUGACUGUGCCAGUAGUGGUACAGCUGAAAACUCUACCUUCAGCAGACUGCCACUUCAGUGGUGAUGGUCUGAAGGACGGUUCAACAACAUUGUCACAUGCGUCAGUGAUGUUAACAUUCUUCUUAACCCUGCGCCAGUUAGGGCAGCACAGGAGCAUAAAGGGAUGUUGGGAAGAUGAAUAAUGCUGGAUGUAAACUGUAUUAUGUAAACAGCCAUGAGCUCCCUGCUGAUGAUAGUGAGUGGGCAAAAUAGCAUUUGCCGCCUGUUGUGGUUAUGUCAUGUUUUGAAUGAACUGUGUUUCAUGGUGAUCCAUGCAAGCAGGCACAGACACUUGUGCAAACAUGGUCGGAGAGCGAGAAAUGAGAGGCUGGAGGGGAUGAAUAAACUGCGAUUUGUGUAUCAGUGCCCAUCAGUAAGCUUCAGACUUCCUCUUAAGUAAAGGUGAUCUUGAUGGGGAUGCAGUGGAUCCAAGCACACAGUGCACUCACACCAUGCACAUAUGCAGCAUCAGUGUGAGGAAAUGCUUCUUUUUAUGCUGUUGUCUCACAAUGUACAACCUCCUUUACUGGUAAUGUAAAUACACUUGUUUCUCUGUGGGAAAUGUUCACUUUCGUAUUUGAUUUGAUCUACCUGCCUCGCUGAAGGAUGUGACCACACCAUACCCUGUGAAAUGUUUUCAUGUCAUGAGCCAUGAUAGCGGGCAGCAGAUGCCACUGUUUAAAAUUAUAGAUCAUAGGUAAAGGCCUGUGAUUUCCUUCUCAAGACUCUUUCACAUGCAAAACAGCCCCCCCCCCCCAUCUCCAUGAGUCAUUAACUUUGUUGAGGAUAUACCAAAUGUACCAGCAGAAAGUAUUUCUCUUUUGAAAUAACUUUUCUCUAAUAUCUUUAAUUUAGAAUAAUGCAACAGGUAUGAAUGUAAAAUUGGACCAUUUCAAAUGCUUCUGAGUGGGGGGGGGAGCACAGAGCCAUUGGCUGAAGUGGGAGCCAAAUUGAAGAACGGAAGCAGUGUGAAGUUUGCCCAAAUUAAAAUCUUAAGUCUCCACAUGACAGUAUGACAUAGAGCUUUCACAAUGUGUGGUUGAAAAUUUGUAUAUAUCCUUUCAUAUAGUUCAGAAUCAGGGAAAGCCUUAACACAAGUUAAUUUACUAUGUAUUUUGUCUGCAUGUAGUACAUGAAAAAUGCAUUGCAUUUUUGUACAGAAACUGUAGUGCAUUGAAAGGGGCAGAAAAAUGUUUGUUUUUGCUAAGACAAUCCUCCAAAGCCUCCUCCCCGAUUCCCUUCUCCCUCUUCUACUUGGAUUUCAAUAAGUGGUUAUGUAAUUUUUCCAGAUAAAUAAAGAUAAAAAUCAUGAUACUGUA
This is a messenger RNA of Scleropages formosus (Asian bonytongue), 3382 nucleotides long. It is a transcript of the gene josd1, whose product is annotated as Josephin domain containing 1. The record is from RefSeq and is a predicted model, not a curated record. The transcript has 6 exons. Gene Ontology annotation, molecular function: cysteine-type deubiquitinase activity. Gene Ontology annotation, biological process: protein deubiquitination. Lineage: Eukaryota; Metazoa; Chordata; Actinopteri; Osteoglossiformes; Osteoglossidae. Bases 717 to 1427 code for a protein of 236 amino acids.